Messenger RNA from Colius striatus (speckled mousebird), 1188 nucleotides. Its product is annotated as chymotrypsin-C-like. Gene Ontology annotation, molecular function: serine-type endopeptidase activity. Lineage: Eukaryota; Metazoa; Chordata; Aves; Coliiformes; Coliidae. The record is from RefSeq and is a predicted model, not a curated record. Gene Ontology annotation, biological process: proteolysis.
AUGGGAGAGGAUGAUAAGAUGAUGCAACAGAGCUGGAGAGCCCCCUGUCCCCCGAGCGUGGGACAGUCACCACAUGGCAGUGGUGGGAGGAGUGUCACCAAGGUCCCUGCUGUGAUGGGUGCUAUAAGAGGGGUGAGUGGCCCCACCACAGCACCUUGGGGCUGGCUGACUGCAACCAUGCUGGGAGCUGUGUGUCUCGCUGUGCUGCUGGGCUACGCCUAUGGAUGCGGUCAGCCGGCCGUGCCGCCGCUGUUGGGUGCCCGUGUGGUGGGUGGUGAAGACGCCCGGGCCCACAGCUGGCCGUGGCAGAUCUCCCUACAGUACAGCCGCAGCGGGAGCUGGAGCCACACAUGCGGAGGGACCCUCAUUGCCCCUAACUGGGUGCUGACAGCUGCCCACUGCAUCAGCUCUAGCCUGACGUACCGGGUGGUGCUGGGCAAGCAGGUCCUGUCUGAAGUGGAUGAGCCAGGCUCAGUGGCCGUGGGUGUGGAGAAGAUCAUCGUGCACGAGAAGUGGAACUCCUUCCUCAUCAUCAACGACAUCGCCCUGAUCAAGCUGGCAGAGGAGGUGCAGGAGAGCGAUACCAUCCAGGCUGCCUGCCUGCCACCCUCCGGCCUCAUCCUGGAGAAUGACUACCCCUGCUACGUCACUGGCUGGGGACGCAUCAGCACAAACGGGCCGCUGGCUGACGUCCUGCAGCAGGCGCUGCUGCCCGUGGUGGACUACGCGACGUGCUCACAGACGAGCUGGUGGGGCAGCACCGUGCGCACCACCAUGGUGUGUGCCGGCGGGGACGGCGUCGUCUCCGGCUGCAAGGGGGACUCGGGUGGCCCCCUGAACUGCCACCAUGACGGGGUCUGGGAGGUGGACGGCAUCGUCAGCUUCGGCUCCGGCCUGGGCUGCAACACCAUCAGGAAGCCCACGGUCUUCACAAGGGUAUCUGCCUACAUCGACUGGAUCAACGAGGUGGGUGCACCUUCCUCUCACCCCAGGAGGGGCCACUUGCUUUGUCCCUGUCCCCUCCUGGCUGAGGGUCUCACCCUGAGUGCCCCCUUCACCCCAUGUCUUGUCGUUGGCAGAAAAUCAGCGCGAACUGAGGCGGCGGCGCGUGGCGCGACAGGUCUGGAGUGGAAUAAAGGCACAAGUGCAGAGCUGGUCUCCUGUGUCUCGCUGGUUAUUUGGGGUUGA